UUGGAAGCAUCUGGGGGCAAAGCAUCAUGGUCUGGUGCCUGUGCUUUUUGUCCGAAGAUGAGAAAAAUGCCAUUGUGAUAGAUAAAGAAAUCAGCCGGCAACUUCAGGAACAGAAGAAACGGGAUCGAUGGGAACUGAAGCUGCUUCUGUUGGGCACUGGGGAGAGUGGGAAGAGUACCUUCAUCAAACAGAUGCGGAUUAUCCACGGCGUGGGAUACACGGAAGAGGAUCGGAAAGACUUUGCCAAAGUGGUGUAUCAGAACAUCUUUGCAUCCAUGCAGGCCAUGAUCAAAGCCAUGGAGAGCCUUCAGAUUCCGUAUGCCCAGGAAGAGAAUGCACAAAAUGCCCAGCAGCUUCUGGAAGUGGACACCUAUAAAGUGGUCACAAUGGAGCCCUGCCAUGCAAGGAUCAUCGGAGACCUCUGGAAGGAUGCUGGAAUCAGAACCUGUUACCAGAGGAGAAGUGAAUUCCACCUGCUUGAUUCUACUGCCUACUUCCUUUCAAACCUGGACCGCAUUGCUUCCGAAGGAUACGUGCCAAGUGCCCAGGAUAUCUUGAGGACUCGCGUGCCAACGACUGGCAUUAAUGAGUACUGCUUCUUGGUGCAGAAGGUGAUGCUAAGGAUCAUCGAUGUUGGCGGGCAGAAAUCCGAACGCCGGAAAUGGAUCCACUGUUUCGAAAACGUGAUUGCCAUGAUCUAUUUGGCAUCUCUCAGCGAAUAUGACCAGUCCCUGGAGGAGAAUAACACUGAAAACCGAAUGAGGGAGAGCUUAGAUCUCUUUAGGACCAUUCUGGAGCUGCCCUGGUUCUGGAACACCUCCAUUAUUCUCUUCCUCAACAAAGUGGAUAUUUUGGAGGAGAAGAUCCUCAGCUCGGAUCUGGCUGCCUAUUUCCCCAGUUUUCCAGGUCCUAAGCAAGAUGUUCAUGCAGCCAAGCACUUCAUCCUGGAAAUGUAUUCUGACAUCUUCCAGCAGAUCUCAACCCUCGAUGGCCCUUUCCGUGGUGGAGCCCUUUCCCACUUCAGACCCAGGAUCCUUUAUCCCCAUUAUACCUGUGCCACCGACACACAGAACAUCUGCACAGUUUUUGCAGACAUCAAGGAUGCCGUUCUUGCAAGCUACCUGGAAGAGUUCAACCUGGUCUGAAGGGGCCAGUGCCGGACAGACCGCAGUGUGGCUGGGGGUGCAAUCCAGAUGUUGCAUCUGGAUUGAGAAA
This is a messenger RNA of Candoia aspera, 1215 nucleotides long. Its product is annotated as guanine nucleotide-binding protein subunit alpha-15-like. Gene Ontology annotation, molecular function: guanyl nucleotide binding; GTPase activity; G-protein beta/gamma-subunit complex binding. The transcript has 7 exons. Gene Ontology annotation, cellular component: heterotrimeric G-protein complex. Gene Ontology annotation, biological process: phospholipase C-activating dopamine receptor signaling pathway; action potential; adenylate cyclase-modulating G protein-coupled receptor signaling pathway. Lineage: Eukaryota; Metazoa; Chordata; Lepidosauria; Squamata; Candoiidae. The coding region runs from base 27 to 1145 and encodes 372 amino acids. The record is from RefSeq and is a predicted model, not a curated record.